ACCGUGGAUGCUCGAGACCCUAACGGGUAUGGGCAUGGUUUUGAUUUUCUACCCGUUUCUUAUGUGGGUAUGGCUAUGGGUAAAACUAAAACCCGAACUACUUUGGGUUUUUUCCCAACCCAACCCAUUGCCAUCCCUAGGUUGUCAAAUGACGUUGAGUUCAAUACUAUUAUCACCAAAACAAUUUUUUCCGCUAACUUUUUGUCCCAAUUCAAAAACCAAGGUUUGUCAGUUGAAUACCCUUGGGACAACAUAGGUCUGCCCUCUGAAUACAAUUAUAUGGCUGUUAUCAAAUAAGGUUUAGCCUGUCGUGUGAAUAGUCAAGUUAUCGUUGAUCCCUCUGUUUAUUGAGCUCUCGGCUUUCUGAGAUGCUAUUCGUUGGUGUUUUGGUUCACUACUUUUUCAAUAUCUUGUUUUUCUGGUGUGCGUAGAUGAUUCAUCAGAUGGUCAACACGAGGGAUUCAUCGUAUACAGUGGAUGGAGCUAUCAUGCAAGAGAUUUAGGUGUUUUCGGCUUCGUUACUUCGUGGUACAUUCCAUUUCACUCCUCGUAGGUAUAAUAAGCAUGCUCAUAUCGUGACAUCAAGUCCUUGAAGCGAUGGUUCAGACACUUGUCGAUCAUCGUAUUUUUCUUAUUUCAAUUUCCUAAUUCUCGUCUCACUAGAUCUUGUAUAUUGUCGUAUCUAUACUACUUCCCUCCGAAAAUAUCCAUGACAAAGAUAAAAGAAAGUGAAAUGGACAUAAAAAUAUCACCCAUGCAUGACAAAGAGACAAAUACAAUAGUACUUAAAAGUGGUCCAUGAAAAAUAAUCGACCAUACCCUUUUUUUCUAUACCAUACUUUCAUUUUAUUUAUAUGGAGCAUACAGUUUUUCAAUUUGCAAAUGUCAACUUCCCAGUUAUCGCCCUAUCAAAUCACUUCACUCUUCACAUAGAAUUCUGUUAGAUGGUGAAGUUAAUUGUAUAAAUUAGAGAAACAAUUAAGAAGGAUAAAAAGUGGAAGGGAGUAUGUUGGUGGGAUAUCCGACAAGAAAUCUCCGGAAAUCCAAUAAUAGAUAGGGAUUGGAAAAUGGAUAGCAGACCAUCUCCAGCCUCUAUAACAACAUCAUUAUGGAUAGGUUAGCCCUCCCAUUCAUCUACACUCUACACCAAUCCAUUGAUAUCGUCAUCAAUGGCUCUACUGCUCGAAUACUUCUCCUGCAUCCCCUUAAUCACACUCAUAAUUACUAUACUAAUCAUCCUGGGAGCGAUAUCAAUAGCACUAAUCCCAAACCUCAGACCAGGACGACGUCGCUUGGUGGAGAAAAAAUCACCACCAGGCCCACGGAAGCUGCCGGUGAUCGGAAACCUCCACCAGCUCAUCUGCGAGCUACCCCACCACCGCCUCCGGGAUCUGGCCCAAAAGCACGGCCCACACGUUAUGGGCCUCCAGCUCGGUGAGCUCUCCUACAUCGUCAUAUCCAGCCCAGAGGCCGCCGCGGAAGUUCUGAAAGCCCACGACCUCAGCUUCGCGACGCGGCCCCGGCUCCUGGUCUCCGACGUCGUAUUCUACGGCGCCAAGGACAUCGCACUGGCGCCGUACGGCGCCUACUGGCGGCAGGUGCGCAAGAUCUGCGUGGUCGAGCUCCUCAGCUCCAAGAGAGUCCUCUCUCUCCGCCCCGUCAGGGAAUCCGAAGCCGCCAAGCUCACCGCCGCCAUCCGCGCUGCGGGCGGCGGCGUGGGCGUCGACGUCGGCAAGCUUUUGGUGUCGUCGACGUGCAGCUUUACUUUCAGGGCGGCGUUCGGGAUGGCGGCGGAGGAGAUCAUAACGGUGAAUAACAGGGAAGCGAUUUUCACGGAGGUCAUCUCGGGGAUUUCAGAGGCUGUGGGCGGGUUCAGAGUAUCGGAUCUGUUCCCUUCUCUUAAAUUCCUACCCGCGUUGACCGGGUAUCGAUCACGCCUUGUCAAGUUGCAUCUAGCGGCUGAUGCGAUGCUUGAGGACAUCAUCAACGAACACAAAGCUCGACGUCGAAUCAGUCGUAACGCUGCGGCGGAUCAUCGUAGCCAAACUCAACAUUCCGAGGAUCUGGUGGAUAUUCUUCUCAAUCUCCAGGAGGAUGGAACCGAACUGGAUUUCCCGUUGACCACCGAAUCCAUCAAAGCAGUCGUUUUGGACAUGUUUUUGGCUGGUACCGAAACGAGCUCAACAACAAUACAAUGGACCAUGUCCGAAUUGAUGAGGAAUUCGGGUGUGAUGCAUAAAGCACAAGAAGAGGUGAGACGAACGUUUGCCUGUAAAGGAAAGGUGGACGAGGAGGAUCUUCAUAAUCUGACUUAUUUAGACUUGGUUAUACGAGAGAGUUUAAGAUUGCACCCUGUAGUUGCUUUGCUUGUUCCGAGAGAAGCUCGAGAGAGGAAGGAGAUCCUUGGCUAUGAGAUCCCUUCCGGAACUAAAGUUAUCGUCAAUGCUUGGGCUAUUGGGCGAGAUCCUCGUUAUUGGAAAGAAGCCGACAAGUUCUUCCCGAAAAGGUUCCUUGAUCAUCCAAUUGAUUAUAAGGGGAACAAUUUGGAAUUCAUCCCUUUUGGUUCCGGAAGAAGGAUGUGUCCUGGAAUGUCAUUAGCAUUAGCUACUGUGAAACUGAUACUAGCAAAUCUACUAUAUCACUUUGACUGGAAACUCUCUACUGGAAUUACUCACGAGAAUUUUGAUAUGUCUGAGAGUUUUGGUUCCAUGGUUGGUAGAAAAUAUAGCCUGCACUUGAUUCCAAUACCAUACGACAACUGCUUGGAAGGAUGGCAAGACGGAGUGCAACUUCUUGGAAAAGAUUGAGGUUCAUGUUCAUCAUCCUCGUUUAUAAGCCGAAUCUUCAAUGUUUAUGCUUAAUUAAGGUCUUAAUUAGUAUGUUUAAUUUGUUUCUUAUUUGUCUCAACUUUUCCCUCAUGUGUAUGGUUAAAACAAAUCCUUUUUGGAUUUUAUUUGCAAUAAAUAGGAGGAACGUUGUUGUCACGUCAUUUUGUACUUCAAAUAGUAGGCAAGUAUGCAAGACUUUUAUGAUCGUUAUGAUAUAUUUAUGGUUGUUAUUCUACGUCUAAAUGUAUAUAAUUUCAGAUUUCUCAUUUACAACCAUAAUCAUUAGGAAGUAUGUAUCGAUAUAACCAUGAAUGUUUUUUUAAUGUAUAUCAAUUUUAAUAAAUCUACCACACGUUAGCUUAAAAUGUUGAAAUUGAUAAUAAUAUAAAAAAUUAAAAUUUCCAUGAUCACAUAAUUGAUUGACAUGACUACACGUGUCCAUAUUGCAUACCGACAUGAAAUAUCCAAUCCUCUGAUUGGAUAGGGAAAUUAAAAACAGCAAAUGAAAUUCUAUUUUCACUUGUGAUGUUUGUGUUUGGAGCUGAAACUGAUUUGAGAAUGAAUCCCAUUUGACCUAAAUUUUGAAAUUGGAAAUCAUAUGAUAAGUGUCGGAAAUUGAGUGUAUGGAAAUGGAAUUAGCGGGUUCACAAAACUAUUGUUUUUAUCAUAUUUAAUAUAUUUUUUGUCUAUCUCAUUCAUACUUCUGUUACCAAUACAAACUAACAUACUAAAUUAUGUAUUAUUAAAAACAUAAUUUAUUUCAUAACUGUGAGGAUUAUAACAAACAAAAAAUGAAAAUCAAAUUCUAAGAAAAUAAAAAUAAAAUAUGAAUGAAAAAGUUUCCAAUACAAGCGGUAAAAAAUUACAUGAAAAAUUAAUCCUCUAGUUCGAGCCGGUAACUGAUUCCUUUGAUAAUGUCCCUACAAAUACAAUCACAUCUCAGGAAUUCAGAAGGCCAUACCGUUGGAGCUACCGAAAAAUCUUCAAGAUAACUACUAUGUUUCAAUUUCCAUCGCUUGAUUUUUGCGAUCUAGAGGCCAUUGGAGCUUAUCAACGACCUUAAUUAAGACAAGCACAAGCAAAUAAUUGACCGUGCCAAUCCCAUCAUACAGGAAAGUGAUUGUCAUUCACUCCAUUAAUUGCAUUUUAGCGUCACUGCUGACUAAGUUACUUUGGACCUCUUCCUUCCCAAUUUGUGUCAAAUUAUUGCAUCAUCUAUCAGUUAUACUACAAAAGUUGUGAAGGUUGGAUCAGUAGAAUAUCGAUCCUAUUUGUCCAUAGAAGUGGGAUUGUGCGACCUCCACGGAUCAAAAUUGAUUCGGCACCAUCUAUCACUAGGGUGGGCAAUGGGCGGGUUGGGUGGAUUUUGGUAUAAAAUUGACCCACCCGCUUACUAGUGGGAUGAAAUAUAUGUGAUCCGCAAUCCACCCACAUACUUAUGCGGGUUGGGUUGGGUGGGUGAAGAAUGGGUGCGGUUGAGUCGCGGGUUAACCCGCAAAAGCAAUUCUCCAACUAGCAAUUAAUAAAGUUGACUAACAUUUAUAAUAAGAAACAACAUUUUUCCAUGUAAAAAUAGGACGCGAGUCAUACGGGUGACCUGCAAUCCACCCACCAUCCACCCACAUAAGUGCGGGUGAGAGAUUUUACAAUUCGCAAUCCACCCACAUCAAUCACCCAUUGCGUGCGGGUCGGAUUAUUUGCGGAUGGAUCGAUGUCAAUCCGCGGAUUAACCACCCACGUGCCCACCCCUAUCUAUCACCAUAAUUUCCUCUUGUUGAAACUAGUUAGUUUCCUUUUAUACUGGCGAUGGAUUCUCUGGAAAUAAUAUCUCGAAUUUUGU
Molecule: messenger RNA, 4668 nt
Organism: Linum trigynum
Lineage: Eukaryota; Viridiplantae; Streptophyta; Magnoliopsida; Malpighiales; Linaceae
Source: the annotation of a GenBank genome assembly